Molecule: messenger RNA, 1674 nt
Organism: Triticum aestivum (bread wheat)
Lineage: Eukaryota; Viridiplantae; Streptophyta; Magnoliopsida; Poales; Poaceae
Product: ATP-dependent RNA helicase DBP5
Exons: 5
Coding region: 731-1414 (227 amino acids)
Biological process (GO): SRP-dependent cotranslational protein targeting to membrane
Cellular component (GO): signal recognition particle, endoplasmic reticulum targeting
Molecular function (GO): 7S RNA binding; endoplasmic reticulum signal sequence receptor activity; ATP binding
Source: RefSeq, a predicted model, not a curated record
ACCCACCCACGAAAACCCUAGCUCACUUAUCCCCAUCGUCGCUGCCGCUCCUGCUCCCUUUUCCCCCGCCGCUGUCUGUCUACUCCUCCUCCCUCGUCCUCGUCUCAUCGCCUCCGCCACCUCCUCCCUGUCCCCGGCGUCCUCCCACGGCACAUGAUCCCCUGUCCCCUCCCCUCCCGAUCCCACCCACCGAACCGAUCCCGAUCCAGUCUAGAUCGAGAGAGAGCGAGCCCCUUCCCGCGAUUCCCACCGCCGCCACCCCCACCCACCACCACUGACCUUGUCUCCGCCACGGACCCUCUCCCCUAGCCUUCACCCCCUCAGAUCCACCAGUACAGGAACAGCCAUGGCGUCGCGGUCGUCUUUCUUGCCGGCGCGCGCGUGCAUGCUUCACGCCGGCCACGGGCCUCCGGCAAAUCAGAACGGCGACGACGUCAACGGGAUCAUCAGGUCUCCGGCAGCUCAUUCCCCUCGCGCAACUGCUCCCCUCCUUCCUGCCCUCCCUGCGCUCCAGAUACGGCCCUAACGAAGCCAUGGUGAGUCCCAUCGCAGCGUCCACCCGGCGACGGCGGGGAUCCGCUGCUGCAGCGCCUCCGCGCGGGGACCUGCGAGGCCGUGCCGUGGCUGCGGGAUGCCUCCAGGAACUUGGCCCGCGACCUGCUCGCCUGGACCAAGAAGGGCAUCGGCCUCCGUGCCAUCCUCGUCAUCUCGGUAGUCGAAGGCUUUCACCAUGGCCGAUGAGAGAAGAGGUGGUGACAGACUGGGUAGUGGCUGGCGUACUAGUAGGAGGGGGAGGAAGUGGGUUGACGAGAUGGGGUUCAGACGUCCCAGCAAGAUCCAGGCUGUCACGCUUCCCAUGAUCCUCACGUCUCUCUACAAGAACCUCGUAGCCCAGGCGCACAACGGCUCCGGCAAGACCACCUGCUUCGUCCUCGGCAUGCUCAGCCGCGUCGACCCCAGCCGCAGGACUCCCCAGGCCAUCUGCAUAUGCCCUACCGGGGAGCUUGCGCAGCAGGUGUUGAUCCAGGCAGAUCUCUUCCUGAACAAUCUGACCAGCAUGUGCGAGAGGAGCACAGAGAAGGGCUCUAUGUGGGUCACCAUGAAGCGAUGUGAGAGAACCCCUACCCUUACAGCUGAUUCGUGUGGUGUGGGUUGUAGAUUUGAUGGGUUCAGAAACUCUGAUGUGACGAGUUGUUCGAUGUGCGCAGCGUCGAUGAAGUGUCAGGCUAGGUUGAAGAAGAUGGCGAGUAAGGGGGAGCCUAUUGAGUACUGGUGCCUGGUCUGUGCCACCGAUGGCAAGAGGAACAUCUCCACCUCGGGAGCUCCGCAUCCGAGUCUCGUCCAUCCUCAGCAGCAAGGAGCUGGGCCAAGGGAGCAAGCAGCGCUGCUGGUUACUUGGGGCCAGAUCGAGUAAGAUGGCGCACCAUGGCGUGUGGUGGCCUAUUUUGCUUCCAAGAGUAGUACUGUUUAUUUGAAAUGAGAUGUACUCGUCUACUGCCUAGUAAACAAUACUACCUAGUACUGUUUAUUUUUCUUCCAAGAGCAGUACUAUUUAUUUUCCUUCCAUGGUGUGUGGCGGCCUAUUUUGAAUGAUUGUCAUGUACUAUGAUGUAGUGAGCUGCAUGAGUGAAAUGAAAUUUAAUCAAGAGAAUUAUUGAGUGUUUGCUGUUCAAA